Molecule: messenger RNA, 1492 nt
Organism: Neomonachus schauinslandi (Hawaiian monk seal)
Lineage: Eukaryota; Metazoa; Chordata; Mammalia; Carnivora; Phocidae
Gene: IRF4
Product: interferon regulatory factor 4
Exons: 8
Coding region: 85-1440 (451 amino acids)
Biological process (GO): regulation of transcription by RNA polymerase II; immune system process
Cellular component (GO): nucleus
Molecular function (GO): RNA polymerase II cis-regulatory region sequence-specific DNA binding; protein binding; DNA-binding transcription factor activity, RNA polymerase II-specific
Source: RefSeq, a predicted model, not a curated record
AAGGCUGGCCCUCCUCUCUGCCGCGCAGAGCGAGUGCAGGAGGCGGAUCCUGGGCGCGUGAGGGCGACAGUCGGCGCGCUGGGCAUGAACCUGGAGGGCAGCGGCCGAGGCGGAGAGUUCGGCAUGAGCUCGGUGAGCUGCGGCAACGGGAAACUCCGCCAGUGGCUGAUCGACCAGAUCGACAGCGGCAAGUACCCAGGGCUGGUGUGGGAGAACGAGGAGAAGAGCAUCUUCCGCAUCCCCUGGAAGCACGCGGGCAAGCAAGACUACAACCGCGAGGAGGACGCCGCCCUCUUCAAGGCUUGGGCACUAUUUAAAGGAAAGUUCCGAGAAGGCAUAGAUAAGCCAGACCCUCCUACCUGGAAGACCCGUUUGCGAUGUGCUUUGAACAAGAGCAACGACUUCGAGGAACUGGUAGAGAGGAGCCAGCUGGACAUCUCAGACCCCUACAAAGUGUACAGGAUUGUUCCUGAGGGCGCAAAAAAAGGAGCAAAGCAGCUCACCCUGGAGGACCCACAGAUGACCAUGAGCCACCCCUACACCAUGACGGCUCCUUAUACCUCACUCCCAGCUCAGCAGGUUCAUAACUACAUGAUGCCACCCCAUGACCGAACCUGGAGGGACUACGUCCCUGAUCAGCCCCACCCAGAAAUCCCGUAUCAAUGUCCUGUAACAUUUGGAUCCCGCAGCCACCACUGGCAAGGCCCGUCUUGUGAAAAUGGUUGCCAGGUGACAGGAACCUUUUAUGCUUGUGCCCCGCCUGAGUCCCAGGCCCCUGGAAUCCCCAUAGAGCCAAGCAUAAGGUCUGCUGAAGCCUUGGCGCUCUCAGACUGCCGGCUCCACAUCUGCUUGUACUACCGGGAGAUCCUGGUGAAAGAGCUGACCACGUCUAGCCCAGAAGGCUGUCGGAUCUCCCAUGGGCACACCUACGAUGCCAGUAACCUGGACCAGGUCCUUUUCCCCUACCCAGAGGACAAUGGCCAGAGGAAAAACAUCGAGAAACUUCUGAGCCACCUGGAAAGGGGUGUGGUCCUCUGGAUGGCCCCCGACGGGCUUUAUGCCAAAAGACUGUGCCAGAGCAGGAUCUACUGGGAUGGGCCCCUGGCACUAUGCAGUGACCGGCCCAAUAAACUGGAGAGGGACCAGACCUGCAAGCUCUUUGACACACAGCAGUUUUUAGCAGAGCUGCAAGCUUUUGCUCACCAUGGCCGUCCCCUGCCAAGAUUCCAGGUAACUCUGUGCUUUGGGGAAGAAUUUCCAGAUCCUCAGAGGCAAAGGAAGCUCAUCACUGCUCACGUCGAACCUCUCCUAGCCAGACAACUAUAUUAUUUUGCUCAGCAAAACAGUGGACAUUUCCUGAGGAGCUAUGAUUUACCUGAACACAUUAGCAGUCCAGAGGAUUAUCACAGAUCUAUUCGCCACUCCUCCAUUCAAGAAUGAAAAAUGUCAAGACAAGUGAUUUUGUUUCAUUGUAAAUAUCUGACUUUGACAG